Messenger RNA from Drosophila eugracilis, 750 nucleotides. RefSeq names its product trypsin alpha-4. Gene Ontology annotation, biological process: proteolysis. The coding region runs from base 1 to 750 and encodes 249 amino acids. The transcript has a single exon. The record is from RefSeq and is a predicted model, not a curated record. NCBI's taxonomy places the organism in Eukaryota, Metazoa, Arthropoda, Insecta, Diptera, Drosophilidae. Gene Ontology annotation, molecular function: serine-type endopeptidase activity.
AUGCUGCUCAAAGUCAUUCUUAUUGCUAUAUCAAUAUUUCCAAUUUUAUCAGAUUCUCUAUUAGAUGAACUACCCAUCACAAUAGGACAGGUUCCCUGGCAGGCUUCAAUCCAAAUAAAUGGCAAACAUCAUUGCGGUGGCGUAAUUUACAGCGAGAAUAUUAUCUUAACCAUAGCUGAGUGUGUGAGAAAAGCCAAUAUAAAAACCAUAUCAGUGCGAGUUGGUUCUUCAUUAAAAAACAUCGGAGGUAUCGUGGUGAAUGUUAAGCAAAUGAGAAUGCAAGUAACGGGUCUGCGGCCCAGUGAUGUGGCCAUCCUCCAACUACAGUCAUCUCUAAAAAUGGGCCUCAAUGUCCAACCAAUACCCUUGGCCACUUCAGUGCCAGCACCUGGAACUAAGGCCACUGUCUCCGGUUGGGGUCAACUAUCAUCCUUAACUCCGCCCUCAGAAAUACUGCUAAGAGUAAAUCUUAGAAUCCAACAACAAUUUAUGUGCACCGCACGAAACGCUUUGAAGGGCAGACUGAUAAUUCUAGACGAGAUCUGCGCUGCUCCUUGGGGCAUCAUACCUCUGGCCUGUCAAGGAUUCGUCGGUGGUCCCUUGGUUUGCGGUAAUCAACUUGUAGGAAUAGUUUCCUGGAACAAUGUCUGUGAUUUCCUUAACACCCCUAGUGUUUAUGCAAAUAUUCCCUUGCUUAAAAUAUGGAUAGAUAGCACUGCCAGUUUACUAAAUGUUUUUAAACUGGGAUAA